AUGUUUAUAAGUGUGCAUUUUGAAAACAGUCCACAAAUAAGCACAAAAUACUUGAAACCAGUUCAAUUUACCUGUUAAUUAAAUAGAAGGAUGUUUCGAGUGCUCUUUAUUGCAGCGCUGUUGUACUUUGUUGAGCCUCAUGGUUACUUACAGGAUCCACCAUCACGUUCAAGCCUUUGGAGGUUCGGCUUUCAAAGCCCCGUCAACUACAAUGAUAACCAGUUGUUUUGUGGAGGAUUCUGGCAUCAGUGGGACUUAAACGGCGGGAAGUGUGGAAUAUGUGGAGAUCCAUGGGAUGAGUCUGAACCUCGAGCCAAUGAAGAUGGAGGAAAGUAUGGCAACGGAAUCAUCGCUAGAACAUACGGAGUGGGCGAAACUAUCACAGUGACAGUGAGGAUAACAGCUUAUCACAAAGGGCACUUUGAGUUCCGUCUCUGUCCUAUAAGCUAUGACGGUCGAAAGGUGGACCAGGACUGUUUGGAUAAGCAUGUGCUGCAGCUUGUUGACGAUUCUGGUUAUAAAUACAUCCUACCGCCAGGAUCUGGUGUUGGACUGUACCAUAUAGACCUAAUGUUGCCCCGAAACCUUACUUGUGAACGUUGUGUCUUACAGUGGCACUACAGAACAGGAAAUUCUUGGGGAGUUUGUAAGGAUGGAACAGGAGCUCUUGGUUGUGGACCACAAGAAGUUUUCCGGAGCUGUGCUGAUAUUAGAAUUGAAGACGGACACUUCCGAAAACAUUGACUUAUUCUACUAGGGAGAGAGCGUGGAAUCAACUGCUGAACUAGAAAUUUCAACUGGGUCAUUUUCUUUCAGAAAUAUCGAAUUUGAAGUAGUCGUACUAAUAAUAUAUGCUUUGUAAUUAAAAAAGGGUAAAUUAUUCCCAGAAGAAAAAUUUUAGUAUAAUACUAAGGAAAAGGACUACACUACUUUGAAAACAACAAUAUACGUAAAUAAUAUUUGAAAAUAAAAUGUAAGAAUCUAAAAUCUG
Messenger RNA from Limulus polyphemus (Atlantic horseshoe crab), 991 nucleotides. RefSeq lists its product as uncharacterized. The coding region runs from base 91 to 744 and encodes 217 amino acids. The transcript has 4 exons. The record is from RefSeq and is a predicted model, not a curated record. Lineage: Eukaryota; Metazoa; Arthropoda; Merostomata; Xiphosura; Limulidae.